Olea europaea var. sylvestris is the source of this 825-nucleotide messenger RNA. Its product is annotated as beta-glucosidase-like. The record is from RefSeq and is a predicted model, not a curated record. Gene Ontology annotation, biological process: carbohydrate metabolic process. Gene Ontology annotation, molecular function: beta-glucosidase activity. The transcript is spliced from 7 exons. Bases 1 to 825 code for a protein of 274 amino acids. NCBI's taxonomy places the organism in Eukaryota, Viridiplantae, Streptophyta, Magnoliopsida, Lamiales, Oleaceae.
AUGGUUUUUGAUGGUGCGCCACCAAUUAUCAAUAAUUCAAGGCACACUGGGACAAGAUUCAAGCAUAAAUCGAGACCAAAUGGAGACAAUAAAGCCAAUCAAUCACAUGUUCGGGCCAUGGAAAUCAAGAUUGAUUCGAGCCAAGUUAAUCAUUCAAGUUUGGAAGUCAACAAGAUGCAAAAACUAGGCCUAAAGUCAAGAUAUCCGUGGGACAUGGGCAAGGGAACAAGAUGGAAGAGGCAUGCCUCCGUAUUAACUGGUGAUUAUCCACUGUCCAUGAGAAAUAAUAUAAGAGGAAAACGUCUUCCCAAAUAUAAAUCAAAGGAGGAGUUGGCGCUAGUGAAAGGAACCUGUGAUUUCUUAGGCAUAAAUUAUUACACGACUUAUUAUGCCAAAAUUAUACGUAGAAAGACUAAUUCACCAUCCCAUUAUGACGAUGAUCUGCAUGUUGAAUAUCACAAUAAGUACAAUUCAGUUAUAUUCUUUUAUCUCAUCGUCAUGGGAAGCCGAUUGGUCAGCAGGCUGGUUGGCCAUGGCUGGUUGGAUGAACUCAACAGUAAGGCCUUAACGAUUUCAAAGGCUCGUGUUGAUGAAACUAGGAUUUAUCAUGGUUUACGUGUGAAGGGUUACUUCAUAUGGUCACUGAUUGAUAAUAUUGAAUGGGCCAAAGAGUGCAAUGUUAGAUUUGGCAUUUUUUAUGUAGACUUCUUGAAUGAACAUUCGACUAAAUUCCCUAAAAGAUCAGCCAUGUGGAGGAUGAAUUUCCUGAAAAAGCCUAAGAAGACUGGACCUCUUCCAAGAAUUUUGUCGUCUUCAGGAUGUUGA